UUCAACGUAUACCGUGCACACAGUACGGAGUACUGAGUACCGGGCGAUGACUUCUCAUGAUGUAGCUGCUGCGGCCCGUUCGAACGGUGAAGCCCAAGCCCGACUGGACCUCGGCGCGGUCCAAGAAGCUGGGUGGAAACUAUCCCUCAAGGAAUGCAGGGCGGUUUCAGCGCUUAUUCCAGCGAUGCGAUGGAUAGCGUUCCUCGAGUAGCAUUCCCAUUCGCAUACUCUCAGCUUUUCAAAGAUAGAAACCAAUCCCGCCUCAGAAUCGCUUUUUCUCCCUUCGUUCCGCCCUGCGCUGCCAACCCGGGGAUCCGAUUACAUAAGCCAAGACCGCUGGCUGGCGCCGGCCGUUCCAUGACGACGAUGAUAUAAAAAAAAGCCACGAACAGACAGCAGAGACGGCAGCUUGGGGCUGGUCCUGUGUCGUGGGCAGUGAGCAGCUAUUAUCCACAGCAUUGCUUAUGCAUUGUAUGACUAGACGACUUCACUGUUGAGAAUUGUAAUUCCCCCAGUGUGUUUUGUACCAGCGAAAAUUUCUUGUUCGACAUAUCGAUCUGCUAUCUGUGGCGAAUGGGAAUAGGAUUGGCUACGCUACGAAAGAAAAUAAUAUUCACUUAGGCUGCGUGCAAUAGCUCGUCUCGCCAUGGCUUGUCCCAUCACAGUCGCGAAGUUCGUCGGAACGAUUUCCCUCGGCCUGUUGACCGGUCUAUCAUACUCCGUUUCAACCGUUACAAUCCCCGCUCUCCAGCUUCUCCCUAGCGCGAACACCGCCGCCGAGACUCUCAAUGACAUCCAACUCCGUACCCGCAGACGGGUGCUCACUCUUUCGAACCUUGCCGCUAUCUCUCUCAUCUCAGCCUUCACACUCUCGUCUCCCCGCAGAAAACAUCCGUAUCUCAUCUGGACCAGCCUUUUCGCUCUGAUCGGAGGCACGGGUCUCGAAUUCUGGUACAAUCGCAAGGCCAUGUCCUGGGGCUGUCCCCUCCCAAGGUCGUUGUGCCGUAGCCCCUCCUCCGCCUCCGCAUCCGGACCGUGUCCCCUUAGCUUCUGCUCCUGGAUCACAACCCAUCUCGGCUGUCGCAGGACCCAGGUGCGGAAUGAUCGAAGACGCGAAGAGGAAGAGUCGAACGGCAACGUAAGUGAGAUCGAGAUCGUGGAGGAAUCUGACGCCCUGCCCACGCCUGCCAGAACCACCAGGGAGCAGUCCACAACUCCGGUCGAGCAGGCAGAGAUGAAUGGCGAGAGUGUGAAAGAAAGUAUGGAGCGGGAGCGAAAUAUCCAAAGGAUCAGAUCUUGGAUCGUCGGAGUGGCUUUCUCUAUGGGCGUUGUGGGUAUCUGGGGAGACAGCGCUUAAGGAUGUCGAUAUCGCGUUUCAUCCACUGACGCCGGGCUACCACCAACCCACUGUAUCUCUCACCUGGAUCCGAGUGAAUCAGCUGAUCACUCGAUUUCUCGAGGCCUUUUCUUCUUUUUUAUGAGAAAAACUCUUACCAUUGAUUUGCAUAUAUAUUUCGAGAGGCGAAGGCUAGGUGGUUGGAUGAUAGGCGUAUUUUGCUUGUUCCCGAAUCGUCUACACUUCAUCUCCUUCUCUACUCUUUUCUUUUCCAUUUAUGGGAUCAUCCAUCUUUCGCUUGAUAUGCAACAGGAGGAACCAGAUGGUCGCAGAUAGUUAGAAAGAUCGAAUGUAAAUUUAGGAGCUAACCGGAUAAAAGGCGACGGGCCGGUAUUCUACGAAUCUUUUGUGCAAAUAUGUAUUUUAUUUAUGGUAUAUUAUCAAUUUGCACUGCUUUCCAAAGCACUACUAUCAGCCAGGAUGAGUGAUUUGGGACAUGAAGAAAUAUCCUUUCAUGUUGUUAA
Molecule: messenger RNA, 1860 nt
Organism: Coccidioides immitis RS
Lineage: Eukaryota; Fungi; Ascomycota; Eurotiomycetes; Onygenales; Onygenaceae
Exons: 3
Coding region: 647-1357 (236 amino acids)
Biological process (GO): autophagy of mitochondrion
Cellular component (GO): mitochondrion
Source: RefSeq, a predicted model, not a curated record